Messenger RNA from Stereum hirsutum FP-91666 SS1, 777 nucleotides. RefSeq lists its product as uncharacterized. NCBI's taxonomy places the organism in Eukaryota, Fungi, Basidiomycota, Agaricomycetes, Russulales, Stereaceae. The coding region runs from base 1 to 777 and encodes 258 amino acids. The transcript has 2 exons. The record is from RefSeq and is a predicted model, not a curated record.
AUGUGCACCCUUUCUGAGUCGCGCCAAGCGUGUCGUACAAGCGUCCUCACUUCAGUCCUUCAGAUGGAAGAGAUGGUUGACGCAGAAGCAGGGAAAGAGUCCAAUCUUGACCCGUCCUCCACUCUGGAAAUGGUUGAUAAGUGGGGACCCUCGGUUCGAACCAUCAUAGACCUGGCCAACGGACAUACGACUCCACUAUCCCUCGAAGGUCACGCGAAGACAGCCGCACGCAUCAUUUGCACAAACCCGAUCCCCACGCUAUCAUACCACGGGUCUAUCCCGAGCUCCCUCGUCUUCGUUCGCCCUUACCGCCAAUAUAAGGAGAACGACGAUAUCGAGUCGUCUGAUGCCUGUAAGUAUUUUAUCCCGACAACAUUCCCCGCCGAGCUAGUCGAGACAUCUCGCGCCAAGAUAUCGAACGACGCGUCCUUGGAGCUCUACGAGAAUAUCAGCAUGCACUCCCUAACGAAAAGCGCCGCUGGCUGGGCCCACGAAAUCCGCGUGCAUCACCACCUGUGCGGUGCUAAGGGGGCGCUCACCAUCUUCCGAGACGACCUCACGACGCAGAACAUGGUCCCAUCGUCUCAUCUUCUUGCCGGGACGGUCUCUGGUCUUAAGCAUUCAGGUGCCCUCGAGUCCUUCUACUGGAUCCCGUCAGUGAUCGACUUUCCCGGCAUUGACGGUGUUCUCGGCGAUAUCAAGGGGAACAUCUAUGCAGUUCAGGCGACAAUCGCAGGCGAGCACAAGAGUCCGGUCGAUGGACUUCGAAAGAUAUAG